CCCCCUCGCCGUUGGCCCCUCCUUUCCUCCUUUCUCUCGCUCUCCAACAUCUUCUCUUAUCUGUUGCUGUUGGAGCCUCAUCUCCCGUGUGGUUGAUUGUUUCUUGUUCUGAAAAUCUGGACUCGACUGAAGAUCAUCUGUCCUCCUCCUCUAUACCCGCCCUCUUUUGUUAUUUUGGCUGUACCAUGCAUCCGCUGCUUCUCCGACCGCCGCCAUAAUCCGUCGGCCCCCUCCCUCUUCGCCCUCCUUCUCCCUCUAUCGCUGUAUUGGAGGCUGUUUUCUUCUGCGCAUAUCCUUCAGGCAUCACGGCGGUGCCUAGGUUUCUCCCCACCCGCACCCAUAACACGACUAAUCGCUUUCGUGUCCGAUUCGGUUUCCUUGGACCGUCUUGAUACAUACACUCCCUAUUCUUAACUGCCCGUCAUGGAUGGGGAUCUGAGCCUUUCCCAGUCUCUGGGGGGCUUACGGAUUGCAAAUCCAGAUGAUUCGUCCCUGCAUUCUUCAGAGGAUGCCACGCCAUCAGCACCGGGGACCGCUACUUCAGCAGACCCUGAACCGAAGCCCGAAACGACUUCAUCCGAACAGCCGGGUCAACCUUCACCUACACAUUCCCAAUCCUCGACAUCAUCACGGAACGAGGAAACUCGAAAUGCCCCUACCACUGCCUCUAUCGAAUCACACCCAAGAUCGGUUGAGAAUCGAAGUUCCGUGGUUUACUCCUAUCCCGAUCCACAGCCGCAACAACCCCAACCUCAACAACAGGCUCCCCAAUAUUCCCCGUACAUGUCACAGCAACAUUCGACCCCUCCGGGUUCAUCUCGUCCUCUAUCCGCCUUUUAUGCCAACGGUUCCACAACCACACUGGCCGCCCGUGAAGGCUCUUACCGUAUUCGAACAGACUCCGCAGCCUCCUCCGCGUCCGAAACCCAAGCGCGUGCAGAAUCUCGAGGUGGUUCCGCAGCAUAUCAGGCUGGAGUCCCAGUGCGCGACAAUAGUCAUAGCGAUCGAUCUUACCGAACAGCACAACUUCCUCCGGGCAACGGGCCAAUGGUGAUGCGUCAGUCUUCCAGGGCCCAUGCUCGCGGCGGAGGUCCAUCCCAACUUUCCGGAUCGCCUUACAACAUGGAGAACGGCCCUGGUUCCAGUAGUGAAGAAUGGCAGGAGCGUGGUGCAGCCGUGUCUGUUCGACAGGAAAUCGAUGCAAACGGGAAGCCGAUCGCACGAUAUAUCAAAAAAGGAGUCCGUGAUUUCUCCUUUGGCCAAACUUUAGGCGAAGGCUCUUACAGUACCGUCGUGCUGGCGACCGAUCGUCAGACGUUGAAGGAGUACGCGAUUAAAAUUCUGGACAAAAGGCACAUCAUCAAGGAAAAGAAAGUCAAAUACGUUAAUAUCGAGAAGGACACGCUAAAUCGACUGACAGAGCAUCCCGGUAUUGUCCGACUUUAUUAUACCUUUCAGGAUGAACGAUCGCUAUAUUUUGUUCUAGAUCUUUGCAAAGGAGGCGAGCUGUUAGGCGUGUUAAAACGGAUGACCACCUUCGACGAGGAGUGCACAAGGUUUUAUGGUGCUCAGAUUCUGGACACCAUAGAUUAUAUGCAUAAACGCGGUGUUAUCCAUCGUGACCUAAAACCAGAAAAUGUCCUACUCGACAGCCAGAUGUACAUAAAAAUCACCGACUUCGGGACCGCAAAGAUCCUCAAGGGCCAGAGACGACCGGAUCAGAGCUCAAGCGGCAUGCCACCUCUCGAUUCCACGGAAAUACCAGAGGAAGAGCGGGCCAGCUCUUUCGUUGGUACGGCAGAGUAUGUCAGUCCGGAACUUCUGACGGACAAGAACGCUUGUAAGGCAAGUGACCUGUGGGCUUUUGGUUGCAUCAUUUACCAGCUCCUGGCGGGCCGUCCUCCAUUCAAGGCAGGUAAUGAGUACCAAACCUUCCAGAAGAUUGUUGCCCUUGACUACGAAUUCCCGGUCGGCUUCCCGGCUGUUGCUCGUGAUCUCGUGGAGCGCUUACUUGUUCUUGACCCUGCUCGGCGUCUACAAAUCGAGCAUAUCAAGAACCAUGAAUUCUUCGAAGGUAUGGUCUGGGGUCCAGACUUGUGGAAACGCAAAGCUCCUCGACUGAAAGCCUAUGUCCCACCACCACGUGAACCCAUCAAACUCAACGGAGGGGGUGAAGGUGACAGCUUUCCCCCAAGCAUCACGUCGGCACCUUCGAAUAACAACAAUUCCAAUUCCCGGACCGUGCCCAGACUUGUAACAGAGCUUCCCCCUCCAAGCCAACUCGACAUUGAAUGGUCCCCGGUCCUAACCAAGGCAAAUGAAAGGAUUUUGAAGCUUGGCAAUCUGGUGGUCCUGUCCUCCCCGGCCUCUCAUAGCCCCGUUUCGAAGAAUGGAAGUGGUGAAUUCGAAGCUCCCAAGAAAUUUUCGAGGUUCUUUGGAGGAAGCACAACUAAAAAACGGCAACGCUUGGUGAUGGUCACUUCAUCCGCACGGAUCAUAAUGGCAGCGGCUGGAGGGGACGAGAAAAAAUCGAAACUCGAAAUCAGUCUUCUUGCCCCAGGAACGCAAUAUCGAACCACAACAGACUCCAAGGGUUUUUCGUCGUGGAUCGUUGAUACGAGGGAAAAACAUUUUGUUUUCGAGGACCCCAAACCGUCGUCUAACAACCUUGGAGCCACAGCCCUGUCCGCACAGGAAUGGUUGGACAGCCUGGAUCGUGCACGGGAAAUGGCCCUGGCCCAUCAAAGGAAUGGAUCGGGUUCUGCAGACGAGACAUUCCAUUCUGGUCUGUCCAGCCACGCUACCACACUUGACCGCAGUUCACAAAUCCAAAAUGAAAGUGCACCAACUGGACGAGCCACCUUAGUCAAGCACCAGACCACUGACUCCGACUCUGUUAAAGGAAGGAAGAGAUUCAGUCGGCGCCAUUCCAAGAACGGCCUGGCAGCAGUCUUCUAGGGCUUGUGCGCAUCUGAGAGAUGUCCUUGGCCUCUUCAAAUCACGUGUCCCCCUUGUUCUUUCCAGAGUCCUUGGGGAUUCGGCUGCGCAGGAUCGCAAACCUUUCAGCUCUCACUCUGUUCACUCUGUAACUCGAAUGAUUUGUUUCCCCCUGCAUCUGCUUGGGUUUCCGAACGGAAUGCCUUGCAUACAAUCACAUGAGCGUUACUUGACGCUUUCACAGCUUCUUGAGCAAAUCUUGCUCAUUUUGAUAUCCGCGAAUUUCGAUCAUGAACCCUUAGCCGGUUAUCAUUGUUUCCUUUGUCUAUUUGCAUCUAUAAGAAUUUUUUUUUUUUUGUGG
Molecule: messenger RNA, 3298 nt
Organism: Aspergillus wentii DTO 134E9
Lineage: Eukaryota; Fungi; Ascomycota; Eurotiomycetes; Eurotiales; Aspergillaceae
Exons: 2
Coding region: 424-2958 (844 amino acids)
Biological process (GO): peptidyl-serine phosphorylation; intracellular signal transduction
Molecular function (GO): protein serine/threonine kinase activity; ATP binding
Source: RefSeq, a predicted model, not a curated record